AUGCACAGACCCGAGGUGUUUCUGAAGAUGCCCCUGCUGAUCCUGCUUUUCCUGGGACUGGCAGAAGGCUGCAUCCCCCGCACAGGUUUGCUGAGCCUCCAAGUGUUAAACGAAGAAACAAGCGACUGCAAGGAGGAAGUGAAGCAUCCCCCAACGACCAUCCCCACCACGAGGCCAUUCAGGAAGAGGAGCAAAUGGAACAUAUUGAGAUGCGCCUACAUGAUGGUCACCUUCUUGUUUGUGACCUACAAUAAAGGAGACUGGUGUUACUGCCACUACUGUUACACAGAAUUGGACAUCAGAAAUGACCCCUGCUGUUCAUUCUAG
Messenger RNA from Molossus molossus (Pallas's mastiff bat), 327 nucleotides. RefSeq names its product epididymal protein 13 (gene EDDM13). The coding region runs from base 1 to 327 and encodes 108 amino acids. The transcript is spliced from 6 exons. NCBI's taxonomy places the organism in Eukaryota, Metazoa, Chordata, Mammalia, Chiroptera, Molossidae. The record is from RefSeq and is a predicted model, not a curated record.